Molecule: messenger RNA, 9154 nt
Organism: Poecile atricapillus (Black-capped chickadee)
Lineage: Eukaryota; Metazoa; Chordata; Aves; Passeriformes; Paridae
Product: WD repeat and coiled-coil-containing protein
Exons: 5
Coding region: 247-2484 (745 amino acids)
Molecular function (GO): kinase binding
Source: RefSeq, a predicted model, not a curated record
GGCGGGCCAGGCCCUGCGGGAAGGCGGUGCCCGCUACAGCCCAGCGCUGCCGGGGCUGCCGGGCCCCGGGACCGCCUCAGCGGAGCCGGGCCGGGCCGCCGGCAGGGCGGGGCCGGUGGGAUAGUGCAAACGCCCCUUGAGACACAAGAACCUCUCCAGACGGCCAGGAGGUCUUAGCAUCUUUUAGUGUCUUAGGAGGCACAUUAUCUCGCAUCUCCCAGCCAUCAAUGUUCUACUUUAAAAGUCAUGGAGCUGGGAAAGGCGAAGCUCCUGCGCACUGGCCUCAACGCCUUGCACCAGGCCAUUCACCCCGUGCACGGGCUGGCCUGGACGGACGGCAAGCAGGUGAUCCUGACUGCGCUGCACCUGCAGAACGGGGAGCCCAAAUUCGGUGACUCGAGCGUGGUCGGUCAGUUUGAGCACGUGCAUGGGCUGUACUGGGGCCCGUGUCCCGCCGAGGCCCCGGCCCUGCUCGCGGUGCAGCACAAAAAGCACAUCACCAUCUGGCAGCUGUGCUUCAGCGGCACCGACAGGAACAAGCUCCUGGUUUCCCAGAUCUGUGACAUCAGCGAGCCGUAUCCCGUGCUCCCCCAGGGCUGCGUGUGGCAUCCCAGCAAGGAGGUCUUGGCCGUGCUGACCACCCGGGACGCCUCUGUCUUGCCUUCUGUCCACCUCAACAACUCCAGAAUUAACGCGGACAUCAAGGGCAGUGGGCUCAUCCACUGCGCCUGUUGGACCAAGGAAGGCAACCGCUUGGUCGUGGGGGUGGGCAGUGCCCUCCAUUCUUACAUUUGGGAUGAUGCUCAGAAAACACUCAGCGCUUGCUCUUUUUGCCCAAUCUUUGAUGUGGGAGGCUACAUCUGUGCCGUGGAAGCUACACAGAAUUUACAAGUCGCUGUUGCCACCGAGCUCCCUCUGGACAAGAUCUGUGGCUUAAAUGCUGGUGUUGCCUUUGAAGUUCCAUCGAGCAUUGAAACUGAAUCCUUCCCCUCACAGUCCAGCUUGUGUGGGGAGGAAGAGUAUUCCUUGGAUGGAGGGAAGAAGUCACUGGACUCUGAGAAGCCCUUGUCUGUAGUUACAUCUCCUGUGGAUCUAACCCACAUACUUUCUAACAAGCAGGGUGCUGAUUCCAGCCCUCUCCUUCACCUGAGGCCCAAGGACUACCUGACGGGAAGUGGCCAAGAUUCCUCACACCUCAUCUUGGUGACUUUUGAAAGAAAGGUUACCUCUACCAAAAAAGUGAGCAUCCCAGGCAUUCUUGUUCCUGAUAUAAUGGCUUUUGACUCCAAAAAUCAAACUGUAUCUGUUGCCUCCAAUACUUGUAAUGUUAUUUUAGUCUAUUCACUGACUUCAUCCAAUUUACCCAAUAUCCAACAAAUUCAGCUGGAGAAAAGUGAGAAGCCAAAGGGUUUGUGCUUCUUGACCAAUAAAUUGUUACUGAUACUAGUUGGAAGACAAAAAUUCACUGACCCUGCAUUUCUUCCUUCUUCAAGAUCAGACAAAUACAUGAUCCGAUUGAUGAUUAAAGAAUUGCUAAUUGAAAUGGGUCCUUCAAAGUCUGUGUCAGCUGAUGGCAGCUCCAGUUUGAACCUUUCCAACAUUACUCAUGAUCCCUCUAGAGAUGUCCACCCUCUCAGCCACGGGCUUCUGAUACCAGAUCGCUCUGCCCUUCAGUCCCCUACAAGCCGAAGGAAACUCAUUGAAGAAAUCAAGAGUCCUGUUUAUGAAAAAAACUUGAUGUUGAACAUCAGUGACUUCAAAGACAAAAAGAUUUCCAUGAGUUUUCCUCCAGCUGUCGAGACUCUGGAUGCUGAGCCAGUUAAUCGGAGCUUGGCACUGUCUAAUGCUUCGAACAAGCCAACGUCCCCAAAAAGGCAGCCUGAGGCAGCUUCCAAAAUACCCAAUUCUUUCAAGAAUAACUUGUUCAGUGAGAAGGAGGCGAGUAGCUUCUUGAAAAAUGUGGAAAAAUUGUCCGGUAACUUCACAGAAUUGCAGCACCAUCUUUCUGAAUUAACAGAGCUACUAAAAUCUGGGAAGAGAAAUCUUCCAGUGUACCCAUCUUCUCAGGAACCCUCAUUUAUUAACAUCACCUGCCAGAAGCAGCUUUCCAAAAGUGACGCAGAUGAAAGUCGGGCAGUUCUUCUCUGUGGUGGUAGACUCCGCCUAAACAUCGUCCAGCAGAUAUUCAACCUUUCCCUUGUGGAAAUGCAGCACGGUUCCUCUUGGAUUGUUCUCACAGCAGACAGCGAGGGCUUCAUCCCGUUGAAGUUUACAUCCACACAGGAGAUUCUCAUCAGAGAUGCCACUGCAAAAGGCUACAGUGCCCGCUCCUCCAAAACUCUGGACAUCAUCAGUUCCACACAGGGGUGUAGAUCCACUUCUGAAAGCCUGGAUAUCACCAGUUCUGUGGAAGUCCUGAGGGACUGCUCCUCCAAGACCUUGGACGGCAUCAGCCCUUCAGAAGAGCCCAGCAAUAAAAUGUAGUUUUUGACAGUGGUUUUGCAAUGCCUGUCUGGUGAUGGGAGGCUUUUAUGUUUACUGUAUGGAACUGCAAAUUAUCAACAACAGUCUCAAAUCUCUGUACAAUUUCUAUAGUUUUUUUGUUGCAUUGUAAAUUAUUUAUUUGAUCCUUGGAAACAUUAACUUUUUUUUAUACUGAGCAGUGUUUUUUAACUAUGCCUCUUGCAGUACAAAUGAGGUUGAAUAUGUGCAUUCUUAAAAGUUUCUGAGCUCACGUUUCCAUCUUGGUCUUUAAUACAUUGGUGUUUUUAGAUAAUAGUAAACUUGGAUAAUAAAGAAAUCUUUGAAAAUUCUGCAUUGCCCCGUUUUCCUCUCUUCUGCUGAAGCCUGAAAUAUUACACUGGUGCUAUUUAGGAGCAGUGCCUGCAGAAGUGCACCUGGGUUUGCACUGGUGUAAGCACCUGUGUAAGGUCAUGGAGUUUGGGACAAAGUAGGAUGACAUGAAAUAUCCAUAUUGUGUGGAAGCAAGAUCCUUUUCCCCUCCUGUACGUGCCCAUAACACCUCUCUGCUUCCAUCUCUGUGGAUUUGGGGAAGUGGUUGCCACGUGUCUCAUCUUUUGUGAUGAAAACAUCUAGUUAAAGUCUGACAGAAGAAAAUGUUCUAUGGGCUUUUGUAGUGAGAGAGAGAGAAAAUGCAAAGUGGAAAUUUAGAAAAAGUUUAUGUAAGCCCAAGUUUAUGUAACAUGGAUUUCAGUACUGAAGAAAAGACUAAUCCAAGAUUGCUCCCCAUAAAAUCACAGCAUGAUAACAUUAAGCAGUUUAUCAGGCUUUCACAGUGGCACUUACUGUAUGAGAAGGCAUCAAGCAACUAGAUUAUAGAAUUGAAGCUGCUGUCUCAGGACUGAGAUAAUCUCUUUUUUUUUUUUUUUUUUAUUGCCUAUUUGGAAAUUUAGCCACUGUCGAAAGAAAUCUAUCCACAAAAACACAAUAUUAAAGAUACAACACUAGUAUAAGCUUCAGAGAGCACUCAGUGCUGGGUGGUGAAAUGAGAAGUUACAGCUUCUGAUGAACAGGGGAGGAGGAAAACAGGUGAAUUUGACAGUUGUGGGCUCAAUCUUUUACCUAACAAUCAUCUCUUCUCAGUAAUGCUCACUGUUUAAUCAGAAGGAGGACCAUGAUUACACCUGUCCCUAACAGAAAGUCACUGAAACCUCAGCAGUGGGUGUGGGUUCAAAGCAGGCUGGAUUCUGGAGAUGGUCCAUGUUUCCUCACAGCAGCCUGACAGUCCUUUUUCAUGCCUGUUCCUGGUUCCAACAUCCAAAUAACCCAUGGGAGCAGAAGGUCAGAGCUCUGCAGAACACCUUGACCUUGAGUUUCUCAUAUCUCAAAUGCUGCUUCUGUAGUUUUGUUAUGCAGCCAAACAGUGUAUAAAAAUUAGCUGCUUAUUUUGGAAUUGUUACUAUUUGUGUUAAAUUGAAAAAAGAUAGUAUCUCCCACCUGAAGUGUGCUUGGUCUCAGGUUGCACCAAACAGACUUGUGGAGCUCUUACAGCUCCCCAGGUGAGCACUAAGGACUUACCUGUGCAGGUAGGUUAUAGCACAGGGCAGUGCUGUGUGGGGUAACUGGAGCAGACACAGCAAGUGCAGAACACCUGCUAAAAGCUGUUAAUAGUUUGGUCAGAUUACAAUGGUUCUUCAUAGAAGAACGUUCCAUGUGCUCUGUGUAUGUGGACAAAUACUGCAUUUAAAAUAUAAUCCUAGGAAUUUUGGAAGAAUAAAAUUCUUAUGUUAAGAGACUUGCUUACUUCAUGGAAUCACGGAAUAAUGUGGGUUGGAAGGGACCUUAAGGAUCAUCUAGUUCCAACCCCUGCUGUGGGCAAGGGCACCUUUUACUAGACCAGGUUGCUCCAGUCCCAUCCAGCCUGGCUUUGAACUCUUCCAGGGAUCCACAGUUUGUAGGAGCAAUUUGUGCCAGUGAGUCACCACCCUCACAGAAAAUUCCUUCCCACAGCAUAAGGUAUACCUGUUCUCUUUCAGUUUAAAGCCAUUCCCCCUUGUCUAUUACCACGGUCUCUUGUAAAAAAUUCCUCCCCAGCUCUCUUGUAGGCACUAGAAGGGGCUCUAAGGCCUCUCCUGAUUCUUCUCCAGACUGAACAACCCCAAUUAUCUCAGCCUGUCUCCUCAGCAGAGCUGCUCUGGCCCUCGGAGCAUUUUCAGGGCCUCCCCUGGACUCACUCCAACAGGUCUGUGUCCUUCACAUAUCGGGGGCCCGAGAGCUGGACACAGGACUCCAGGUGGCAUCUCACAGGACUCAUCUCUCACCUUCUGCCCACACUGCUUUUGAUGAAGCACAGGACACAUUUGGCACACUGAUGCACAAUGAAAACACAUUGAUGCACAUUUGGCUUUCUGGGCUCUGAGAACACAUUGCCAGCUUAUGUUGAGCUUAUGUUUUCAGCCAACACACCCAAGUAUUUCCAUUCAAGGCUGCUUGAUUUAAAAUCAAAACACCAUUUCUAAAUUUAUGGGACGAUCUGCCCCAAAGCUGAAUGUUAAAAGAAGACCCAAAUAGUUGAAAAAGUACCAAGCCUAAUCCAAGAAUCCUUAAGAGAAGACUGCAGGGUUUUAAGGAACCUUCUUCUCUUACAGCUUUUCUUUCAUGCCUGGAAGUCCCUUUGGGAAUUCUGGAGUUGCCCAUUCUCUCUGCUUGGCCAGCUCAGCACAGCUGAGACUUUGCCAGGAGUCUGAGGUGGCUGCAGUUUUGCUUCAUCCCACACUGAUGUCAGCAGAUACUUCUGUGCACUGAGACUCAUGAUCCAACAGGGCCAGCAACUGCGGGAAUUGUUAAACCUGCUAAAUGUGGAAAUGUGCAGAUUCUAUUCCAUGACUUUGAAGGUGACCAAAGAAUGAGUUUAUUUUGGAAACACAAGGGAAGUUAAGUCCUCAUGGGCUGCAGCCAGUUUGAACAGAAACUUCUUGGCCAAUGUAAACAAAUGUACAAUUGUACAAUGCCAAUGUAAACCUGUUACAUCAUCAUGGUGACAAGCCCUAGGCAGGGAAAAACAUCCUCUAGGUAAAACAGAUUAAAUUCCAUUAUGGAAAAUUCUAGGGUGCAAAGGAGAUUCUUUUGAUCCUUUGCUGAAUAUAGAUGAUUCCCUGUACAUCAGCAAAACCAGGCUGGCAGGGGAUGGGUUUUGGGUCUCCAAAGCGGAGCUUUAUCAGUGAAGCUGAGCAAACGACCAUCAUCAGCUCCAUGAGACCUGAGCAAACCUUCCUCACCAUCUACAGCAGAGCACGGCAAAAGUGAGGACAGACAUCUGAACGUUGUAGCUUAAAUUCAUAGCCUCAUCUAAGAUCAUCUGGAGUAAGAAAUAGAUCAGGAAAUAAGAUUUAUUUCUGCUUACACACUUCUACAGCAAAGGCACACAUUUCCCUACCAUCCAGCAGUUCUGCUGCUCUCCAGAUGGGGUUGGAGGCUGCUGCUCUGUAAUGUCUCUAAAGUGAUACUGAGGACCCAACCCCUCUGAAAAGUGCCCUGUCUUUGUUCAGCUAUGUCAUUCCAGUUUGUGACUUCAGAGACUGUAAAUUCUCAGGUGCUACAUAGCAAAAAGUUUCCUCCUCUGCCUCGGGAACAGACAGAUGCUGCUGCUUCAUCUUUUGAAUGAAGCUUCUCAGUAAGUUAACAUCUGGAUUGUGCAGCAGGUUUGGUGUUUGUGAAGCAAAAGCAGUCUGAUUUCAUACUUUAAGCCUUCAGGAUAUACAUGUUCUUGUAACCAUAAUACUCAGCACUCUUGCUGAGUAUCUGAACUGUGGAAUUGCAGAAAGUUAAAAAAAAACUUACAGUGAAAUUGCACAAAAACAAAAUUCCCUCCUGCACCCACCCAUUGUAUGAGUCCAACUGAGCUUCUUAUCAGUCCAUAAGAUUUCUUAGGGAAAAGGCUUUAUAACACUUUGAGAUUGUUUUUACAUAAGUAUGAUAUGAAACUCAUAUGAUGUAUAUAAUUUACCACUAAACUGCUGUAAUCUAUUGGAUGGGACUUUGAGCUAACUUGCCCUUUCUUCUUCAUCUUACAGCUGGACAACAGAUACCAGGUCUGAAAGGAUCUGAGUUUUCCUGGUGGAAACUCCUCCACUCAAGGAGACUGAUUUAAUUCUGUGUUUUCUGUCCACAGCACAGAAAGGCAAGCAGAGAAGUAAAUGAACAAGUGAUACUUGGAAACAAACUGAACUCAAAAGCAGUUUAAAACAUUUUCCUCUUCAACUACUUUGCUUGGAAUGCUGAAGGUGAAUAAAGAUGAGAGGAUACAGCAGGGAUUGAAUCAAGCAGAAAUUCUUACAAGGUUCAGGAGUAAUUUAAGGAAUUAGUACUCAGAUCUUCAGAGCCCUUCCUGAAAACCCAGUGACCUGACACAGAAGGUCCCAGCCUUCAGGGACUCCCCAGGGACAGAUGUCUGAGGUGGUGUCCACCUGUUAAAGCGGGAGACUGGGCAGAAGGGAUCUAAUCCAGCUAAGCCAAGGUCAGUCAGCAAGCUCAGGGGCAGGCAGGGGACAGUGAGGCAGGAGGGGAACACAAAGGCACAGCUGGUGGCUGACAGCAACCCCCUCCAUCAGUGCCUGGUGGGAGCAGCAGCUCACAUAUGGGGCUACCUGAUCACCAGCAGGAACUCUCAGGGAGCUGGGGUAACCUUGGAAGGUAUCAGCAUUGUUGUGAGGCAGGAAAAGCAAUGAAACUGGAAGAGAAGACUGGGUUGAUGGUUAGACUUGAUAAUCUUAAAGGUCUUUUCCAACUGUAGUGAUUCUAUGAUUCUGUGACUGGUGACCAGUCAGCUACUGACUGCCAGUAACCAGCCCAGCAUGGAAGAUUUGGGCUGCCCUCAGUACCCUUCAGCAAGGACAAGGAAUUGGAUGUGGUUUGGCUUACAGAGCAAUACCCAGCGACACAUAACUCUGUCAUCCUUCUCUUUUCUCCCCAUAUUUGUUGGAAUUGCCUGUGUGCAGGUGGGGAAGUGCUGCCCCUUAUCAACCAGCUGGGUUAAUUCAAUCUCCCAUAUUCUUAUUACUGUAUUUGGAUAUUACCUGAAGGAGAACCCCUGGGAAUUAAACCUGGCUCCUUCUACUGCCAAUCAAUGGGAAGGCAAGAGGUUACAUUAGAUUAGCAUUUAAUCUGAAUGCUUGUCAACAUAAGAAUUUGCUUCUUUCAGUUACAUGUUCUGAACAUUCAUAAGGCAUACACAUCAUUUAAAACUGACAAGAGACAUAUAAACUUCUUUCAUUUUACUGCACCAACAUUGAGCCCUAAGAAAAGAAAGUUACAGAAAUAAUCUUACACUGCACUUAAUUCUCCAUUCUUUUGAUUUGCAAAAAUACACCCAUUUUCUCAACAAAAUUACAACAUUAUAUUUCUGAUAAUGAAAUAAAAUUAUGAUAUUUUCAAAAUAUAAAAAUAGUCUGCUUCAUUUAAUCUACAGAAGCUUUAUCUUUUCUUUGGUAGUUCCCAUUGCUGGUACCAUAUGCAAAGUGAGGACUGUAAGAUAAGUAAGAUUCAGUAAGAUAGAGCUGACAAUGUCUCUCUGGAGAAGAAGAAAACAGUUUACAAUCAAACAAGUUUACUUUCCAAGAGUCUGAAUUCAGACAGCGUGUUAUGCAACUUUAGAGGCAACUGCACAACUGAUCUAGAAGUAAUAUCUUAAGCCACAUUCAAAUGGCUCCACUCAACCCCAGCCAGCAGUUUCUGCAGCCCUUUUAUCACUGGGCUAAGUAUUCAGUUUAUAUAAACUGACAUGGAAUCACUGCCUUGUAGCUACAGAUUUAUAGUAGCUGAAAACACAACCCAUUAAAAAACAUUAACAGCCUUUACUGGGCCUUCUGGUUGUUUUUAAAGAUGACUAUUCAGAAAUACACAAAUGUUACAGAAUAAAUCGAAUGCCCCAAACUGUUCUCUCUGAUGUUUUGGAGCUAUGUGAUAUUGCUACAAAACCUACCUACUUCAAAGUGCAGUAAAUCUCCUAUUUCAAAUUCCAUCAGACUCAAAAUUGUAAACAGGCUUAUGGUUUUUAUUGUUGUAAACACAUAUGCCCCAGGCAUACAUAUCUUGGUUUGUCCAAAAACUGAAACAAGGAACAAAACAAAAAAACCCAGCCUUAGAUGGCAAGUCAGCAGGAAUCUUAAAUGCAGUUAACUCUUACCCACACAGGCUCAAAAUAUAUCCUUAGAAGCUCCCUCAUGAUUAAGCAUUUUGAGGAAUUAGGACAGUUAUAUGGCCUUUGACUUCAAACUUGCCUGACAAGGUUUCAGUAUCAGACUUAAUGAGAUGCUCCGUGGUUGCACUGAUUUUACGUGCCAGUGUCCUUCAGCAAAACCUUUCCCAAUUUCCAGUCCCAGCACUUCCCAGGUAGCCCUGAGCAAAUUACAGGUGUGCACUUCCUCCAGGUGCUCUGGAACAGCAGCAAGCCCGUCCUCCAAAGGCACUCCUGGUACAGCAAAAAGGCACUCACAGAGUCACGGGGUGAAGGCAGUGGGAAGAAAUUCACAUCUUGUCUUGCAUUGUGCUGAUUUCUUCAAGGUGAACAAACCUCUUGGAUUCCUCACUCUCCCUUCCACAUUUAGAUACACCUUCAAAGUCCAGUCAUUUUAGCUUAAGCUUGGAUCCAGUCUCUGGAGGUCUCUGUAGCUGCACUGACCAACCAGAAGCUAGG